AUGAACACUAACAUAUUUGAAAGUGGAAGUAGCGGAAGGUCAAGAUUUGUUUCAAUUAACUUAAAUCAAGAUAAUUUAGUACAUCUUUGUCCAUUCUUAUCUGAUAAUAAUGAAAAAAUUCUGUUCUCAUUGACGUGCAAUUAUCUUUCUUUGGGCCAAUUUGAAUUAGCAAGAUCAACCAUUUUUCAGCUAAGUUUAAUCAACUUUAGAAAAGUCUCUGAAUUACUUUACUCCAUAAUAUAUUAUGGCCCUCCCCCAGAUUGGCAGCUUUCUGUCACAAUUCCUACUUCAGCACAUUUUGUGCUUGCAUGCAUUAAAGAAUAUGAAUUAUUUUUUAGAAAUCGUGCUAAUAUUGAAGAUUACAUUAUUAGUAGAACCGAGUUUGAUUUAUUAAUUGGUCAAAUGAUAAUAGAUAGUUUUGAUAUUAACAUAAACCUUGACAUAAUUAAAAAGUUAAGAUAUUUUUAUUGUUUUGCUUUUUUAAUUAAUGGACUUGAAGUUAAAGUUCCAGAAUUGAGAAUUUUGCCAAAAAUGGUUGGAUUACCACCUUAUCUAAAUAGAUUUCCUUCAUUUUCAACAAAUUUGAACAAAUUAUUUGAAAAUCUAUCAGUUGAUAAAACGAAAAAAGAGGAAGCGUAUUUUUCUGUAAAAAUAAUCAGUGAAAUGUUUGAAUGUUUUGAAACGUCUCGAAGUCAUUUUAUUCAAAUUGCAAAGUUAUUAACGGAUUGCUUAAAUAUAUCAAAAUUUGAAAUUGGUUCAUUAAAAAGUAAUUCAUCACUUAAAAAUACGUUAUCUGCUAUUAAUACUAGCUUAAAUUGGAUCUUAUUAAAAAAUUGUAUUUUGGAUCUAAUUUUUUUUAAGGAGAAUCACAGAACAAUAUCCACAAUUUCACUUGUAAAAAUGAUUUCAAAAAGUAUCUCAAUACUUAGAUUAGAAAAUAUUUUUGAGAAUCAUGAUUUAGAUUCUAAAAACUUUCUAUAUAAAGAAAAUAUUCCAUUUAAUACUCACUUUACAGAACCUAAAGAACCGGAAGACGUAAUUUCAAUAAUAGUUGCAAUAUUUUGCAUAAUAAAUUUGUUUUGUAAAUACGAUUUAAGAAAGGAAAUUUUUGUUAAAUUUUUAAUUGAUCAGAUUAAAUCACUAAAGGCUUGUGAAGAAAUAUGUAAUAUAUGUGCAAUUGAAUCUAAAGUUUUAUUGAAUGUUAAAAAUUUGUUUUCGGAAGAUAUUGUUAAAAAAUUAAAUAAUUUUCAAAUUAUUCAUCAAUACUUGAAUAAUUUAAAUACAAUAAACUUAGUUGAAAAUGGCGAAUAUAAUGAUAAUAUUGGGAUGCUUGUAGAUUCAAAUUUGGACCAAAGUUUAAUUUCAAAAAUAGUGCUAAAAUUUGACAAUUUUUUGUUUAAUAUCAAUUUUGGAAUAAAUAAUUAUUUAGGAAUUUUUUCGUUACCAAAAUACAUUGAGAAUAAAAAUAAAGUAAUUUUGUAUCCCAUUGUUAUCGACGAUUUUUCAAUUCAUUACAAAUUCGAUGAAAAUCCAAUUUUUUGGUGUGAAUACUUAAGAUAUUUAAAUUUAUCAAGGAAUAAAUUUGAGGAGCUACCUAUUAUUUUUGUAUCAAAUUUGUUGAACAAAAUAAAUCAAAACAAAAGUGAUAAUUAUUUUGAGGCUGCAAAUAAAAUUAUUCUUUGUUUUCCUCAUUUAAGAGCAAUUUGUGUUUUUCUUGGAUUAAAAAAUGAUCCUGUAUUUAAUUGGAAGCUAAUAAAGAACCUAUGGUUACCAUUUAGAUCAAUUAAAAAUGAAAAAGUAUUCACUGAGAGCGAAAUUUUGGCAAAUAAUCUAGAUGAAAUAUCAAGAAAACAUGCAAUAUCUAUAUUUAUUUCUGAAAAACUAAAUUCAAAUUAUUCUAAUGAAUUCAGAUGCUAUUCAGAUAAAAAUACUAAAACAAUUUUUGAAGAAAUAAUUUUAAAAAAAUCAAUUAUCAGCUAUUAUUUUGACAAUUUCAGGCAUUCUAAAAAUUAUACAACAAUAUGUUGGACAUCACUAGAAAAAUUUAUUACAAGUUUAAUUUCUCUUCCAUUAACAAUUGGUAACGAUAUAUUGUUAUUAACAAAAGAAAGAGACUGUAUAAAAUCUUAUUUACUACAAAAAGAAGUUUUUAAGAUUAUUGAUGGGAAAGAAAAUUCAAGUUUUGGAUUAAAUUUACAAAAUAUAUCUAUUGAGAUUGGAAAUAUUCAAACUAAUUACUUUCACAACGAAUUAAUAUAUUGUUUUUUUUGCCAAAGCUUUAUUUAUUUAAGGAAAAUUAAAAUAAGCAAUUCGUUAAUUCAAUCUUCAAACAAAAGAUUUUUUUUCAUCACUCAAUUGUUAUACUACUUAUUGAUUUGGAGUAAUCGAUUGUCCAAGAAUUUUCAAAUUGAAAUGUUGCAAGUUAUUGAGAAAACUUUUGAAAAAACUAUUUUGAUGAUUGAGUUGAUUUUAUUUUCAUUUCCAUUUAAAAUUCCAAACGUAUUGCCAAAAAAUUUUGAAAUAUUUACGUGGUGGUAUCGCUUUAUUUUAUCAAUCCCAUCAAAAGUAUUUAAUACUGGGAAAACACUGAUAAGUUAUAGUCAAAGUUCUGAAUAUUUUCAUAGCUUGUUUCAUAAUAGAUGGGUUCUUCGUGAAACUUAUGAAAACAAUCCAUGGUAUUCAAAUUCAUUAAGUUUCGAAUCAUUUUGUGUCUUAAAUAAUUACAACGAUUCGACCAGUGAAAGUUAUUCAGAUAUUUUACUUUCUUCUCCCAUUCUUAUGCUCAAGCUCUUGUCUAUUCAGAACUAUGAAAAAUCCAAUGAAUUAAUAUUAAAUUCUAAUUUUUCUAUUAACGUUACACUAAUAGCUUUGGAUGGUUUUGUUUUUCAUGCCCUUUUUGUUGAAGAAAAUGAUAAUAAUUAUUACAGCAUUAACACUGUUUAUAGAAUAGUUAAAAAUAUUAAUGAAGGUUUUCCAAAUAUUGAUAUAUUAAGUUUUAACCAGUUAUCUUUAUUUUCAGUCUUGGAAACAUUUUUUCCAUUUAUUGAAAUCAAAUUGAUUGAUUGUGAAAAUGAAAUAGCAUGGUUGUUACAGGUUUUUUCCAAAUUGUAUUUUGCAUUUUUACUCAUAGAUUUCUCUAUUUCUUUUGGAAAUAAAAAUGUUAAUAUAUCAUUGGAACAAAUAGGAAAGGCCAAAAAUAUUAUAGAGGAAAACACAAGUAAUUUAGAUAUUAAGUACAAUACAGUAGUUCAAACAACUUUGAGCAGGCUUCUUAUUUUUUAUCAUUCUUCUAGUACAAUUUCUCUAACAAGAUAUAUAAUGGAAAUAGAUACAUUACCACAACAAACUUCACUGAUAAAAACUCAUUUAAACAGAAUACAUGAUAGAAAAUUGAUUACUACAGCUUUAACUCAUUCAUUAAACUACUUAUCUGGUUUUUCCUUAAAUAAAUCAAAAAGUGAAAAUUUAAUAAAUAUUAAUCAAAUUUUAGAGCAAAACUUAUUUUCAAAUGUUAAUAACACAGGCUACUUGUUCUCAGUACUUCAUUAUAUAAAAUCUAUUAUAUCGGUAUUAUUUUUAAAUUUUGAUAAGCAUAAGGCAUUCCCAAUAUUAGCUUUGACUCCAAAUGAAAUAAUCUCAUACUCAUUUUUUGAAAGAAAAUUAAACGUUGGUAGUAAUGAACUUUCUCAAAUAAUGAGAGCAGAUUUAAUCUCUGUUGUGAUUAAAACUCUUAACUGCCUUUAUAGUUCAAUAUUAAUUUUUAAAAACACUGAAAUAAAUUCUUACAACGAAAUGGAGUUUUUAAUCAAUCAGUUCUAUCCAUUUAAAGGGACAUUUACAAUUGUAAUUCACAAUAUUUUGCCAAGUGGAAAUGCAGAAUAUAGUUAUUCAACAUGGAAUUUCGUUUUAGAAAACCAAAUAAAUCACAUUCUCACAAAAAAACAAAUAUUAUUAACUUCAUUGAAGUACCGUAUCUGGAAAUACAAUAUAAAUAGAAAACUUGAAUAUAAAUUAUCAAAUAUGAAUAUAGAUAAAAUAUCUGGGUUUUAUUUUUCAAAAUCUUUGGAAUAUUUUAAUUAUUUAUUUAAGUGGUUAUCAAUUAUCGAUACUUUUUUUUUUCUAAAUGAUGAUAAUUUAUAUAUUAUAAAGAAUUUUGAAAAAAAAAUUGGCUUAAUUAAUUAUUUAUUUUCAAUUUCUUUUGUUAAUCGUGUUAAUACUGUGGAUAAAAUCGUGUUUAAAUUAUCCAGGAAAAUAUUGAAAAAUAAGAAUAUAAUUCAUAACCUGAAUUUGAUUAAUUUUAAAAAAAUAAUAAAAUUAAACAGUCCUUAUAAUAUUUAUAAGUUGAUAACUGAAAUUCAGCCAAUAUCUGAUCCAAAUUUUGUUUUAUCAAUUGUUGAAAUUGCUUACAAAAAUACCAUGAAAUAUAGUUAUUCUUGGUUUAAAAACUCAAAAACAAAUAAGAAAAGAAAAUUUAUUGAAGAAAAUAUUGUUAUUAUUUUAAUUAUACAAAGACUUUUCUGCAUUUCAUAUAUUAAGCGUUUUAAGAAUAACACAAGUUUGUGGAAUAAAUGGUGCAUUUUAAUUAAGGAAUGGAAAUCUACAAAAGGGAUUGUAUUAUUAUUGAACUGUUUAUUAGAAGCAAAGUUUUUCAAUAUCGCAAAACUGGUAUCACAAAAGUUGCUAUUAAAAGUUAUAGAAUAUGAUAGAGAUAUAAAAUAUUCGGAAAAAGAAUCUAUAACAAAUAUUUUUUCUGGGUAUAAAUUUUUUGAGGAGGUAAAAAGGAAUACUCAUUACAAUAAUUUUUCUUUGGUUUCAAACAUAAAUAAUAUUAUAGCAAAUAUGCAAGAUGAUUACAAUUUUCAAGAACUUAAUAUUAGCAAAUUAUAUAAGUUAAUUAUUUCAAAAAAUAUUAGUAGCUUUGAAAAUAUUAGAAGACUUUUAAUUAGUAAUACUGGUAUAAUCGAAAAAUAUAAAAUUUUGGAUGCUUAUAUUAAUUCACCAAGUUCAUUAUUAGAUAUGAAUAGAGUCAGCGUAUUGAAAACUAUAUUAACUUCCCUAAAGUUGGUAAGAGAUCUUGGAAUAAAAAAUAUUCAAGUAUCAAACUUAUUUUCACCAUAUUUAAUUAUUAGACUGGCAAUAAUGACAAGGAACAAUAAACUGAUUGAAAUACUGAAAAGAGACAUUGAUAUUUUUUUAAAAUCUGACGUUUUGUUAUAUUUAAUUGAAGAAUCAUUUGGAAUUGUUGAAAAUAAGCAGUUCAUAAUAGAAAAAAUUAAAACUUCUUUUAUUUUUGGACAAGCUGACAUAAAUAUGUGUUUACAAUUAUUUCAAACAAUCGAAAAUCAGAUUGAACUAAAUUUAAAUGUAGAAGAGACUCAAUCAUAUAACAUUGAUGUAUAUUUUUCUAUAAAACUAAUUUCCAUUAUACCAAAAAAAAAAACCAUUAAUGAUCUUUUAUUGAAUAUUUUUGACAAAAUGUCAAAUCAGCUUUACAAAAUAUUUAAAAAAUCUAUGCCAGAUCAAUCAUUAAUCCGUCCAAGGUUUGAGUGCAGUAAUUCACAACUUUGGGUUACUGAGGAAGGUUCAUUAAAAACGAUUUCAGAGAAUCUUCAUCCUUUUUCUAAAUUUUCUAGUGCAAGAAAGAAUUCAUAUUAUACCAAGAAUCGAUAUAUGAAUGUAUAUAAAUGUGGAUCAAAUUUAGGGGAAAAGAGAGGAUUGAGCGUAAAGAAUGAAUUAAAUAUGGAAAAUAUUUCUAAGUCGAGAGUUUUAUUUAGAAAUCUAUUUGUUUUAUUAACUUGGGCAAGCGAUUAUAUUGGGAAAAAUGAAUUUAAUGUAGCGAUUAGAAGCCUAUCAUAUUUACUUGAAAUUUGGCAAAGAAUUCCUGGAAUAGUUUUUUCAUUAAAAGACAUAGUAUUUCUGAAUAAGAAUAUAAUUCAAAUUUUAAUUUUUUCUGAUCAAUUAAACUUAUUAAAAGAUUUGAGUAAAAAUAACUUUUUAGAAUCAACUACAAAAAUAAAAAAUUUGGAAUCUGGAAAUUCAAUUGUUCAUAAUAUAGUUGCAGAUUCAAUUAUAAUUAAUAAAAUAAACCAGCUUUAUAACGGAAAAAAGAAUCAUAUGGAUUCCAUAACUCUAAAUACAUCUAGAUCAAGAAAUGAAAUUAUAAUGGAAAUAUUUUGCAGUAAAUGGAAUGUAAAUAAAGGGAAAAUAGUUAAAAUUGAGAACCCGAUGAAUGAUUCAAUGAGAAUAAUUGAAAAUAUUAUGCUUUCAAAACCCGAUAUAUUGAAUUUGAAUAUUUUGAUAAUAGUAUUAACAUAUCAUUCUUGGAAAAAGCUUCAAAUUUGUACUGGAGGUCGAGAAAAUUAUAUAUUACGUUUUCCAUUAUCAUUAUUAUUCAAUUCCGAUAUUUUUAGUCCAAUUUUACUUGAAUUAUACGAACGGACAUUUAUUUCUAGUAUUAAAAUUAGAAGGAACGCAAUAAACGGUCUGCCAGACUUCGUUUUUAAUUUGAAUAAUUUAUCAGUCGGAAUUGAAAAUAAUUCUGAUUUCUUUACAAAUUCGAAUGAUAACUUAAGCUCAUCAUAUACUACGUUUUUUUUGGAGAGAAUAACAAAUUCUAUUAAAAAUAAUAUAUUCACAAGAGAUACACAAAAAUCUAGGAUUAUUAAAUGCAUCCAAGUAAAAAAACCAAACAUUACGCUAAUUUAUUACAACCAAAAGAGUAAUAAUAAAAAGAAAUUUUUUCAAUUUGAUCUCAUCAACCACUUAUUGACACAAAACAUUCCGAAUCACUAUUUAACAAUAAAUACUUUUGUGAAAUUAAAUUUUUGGUGGGAAGCAAUGGUUUACAUUUUAAGAUGGAGCUUUGAACUUGGAGCUUCUAAAUCUAGAUCUUUAUUAACAGAAAAAAAGGGUGAAUUGCAAACAAAUAGUGAACAAAAUUUCGAAGGAUUAUUUUUUGAUUUAGUUAUAAAAAAUGCCCAUUAUAAAAACCAAUUAAAUUGUCUAAUUAGCGCAAUGAAUGAGGCAGUACCAUUGGGAGGCCCAAGGGCUUCUAUAUUUGUAAAAAAGUGCAAGCAUAUAAUACAGAAGUACUUAGAAUCUAAUGGAGCGUUGGAAAUGUUAUAUAUGUCUUUUCUAUCAUUAUCAGUUUCUAUCGAAAUUCCUCAUGCAAUUAUAGGAGCAAUUGCAAUUCACCUUUCAUUGUUAAACCAUUUAAAUAUUGACUCGAGGACUGGAUACUUAGAGUCAGCCUUGUACCAUUUUAAAAAUGCAGAAUUAAUAUUGAAAAAAAAGGUAAAGUCUGGAGUAAAUAAAAAGAAUAACAAACAGGGAUUCCCCACAAUAAAUUAUCACAAUUCUGAAAAAACAUUAGAAAACCCCUCUACAUCUCAAAGUUUAACAAAUUCUGGAAAAUUAAACGAUAUACUUAUUCCAUUUAUUGCUGAUAUACCUAUUUAUAAGAUUAAUACAACUCCUUGGGGGGGUCUUUCAUUAUUAUCAAUAGAAAAAAUAAUCAAAUUACUUGAACUGCAGAAUUCGAUUAUUAAACUCUUAUUAAGAGAAAAUGCACGCAAAUCGAUUUUAAGUCCAAAUUAUAAAGAUAGGAGAGAUACAAUAGUAAUUCUCUUUCUAAUUCGUGAAUAUUCACUUGCAUUCAAGGUAUCGAGUGCACUGGAAGUACCACUAAUGGAAGUUUUGGUGCAUGCAACUAAAGAACUGAUUGUUUCUUAUCCAGAAAGCAAAUCGCUUUCAUAUUUUCUAGAUUCUAUGAAACUUUGGCUUUCAGAAUAUGACUCGGACGCACUAAUUUCAAAUGCGAUAAAUAUGUGGAUCUCAGAAAAAAAAAUAAAUCUCAAUAAUAUUUCUGUACUAGAGAAAAAUAGUGUAAGUGAACUCGUUAAUAAACUUUCGAACCCUCUGGGUAGAAGCGAAGCAUUUAAUAUGAUAAAUCCUUUAAAUAAAGUUAGAAUAGGUUAA
Cryptosporidium ubiquitum is the source of this 7977-nucleotide messenger RNA. RefSeq lists its product as uncharacterized. Lineage: Eukaryota; Apicomplexa; Conoidasida; Eucoccidiorida; Cryptosporidiidae. The transcript has a single exon. The record is from RefSeq and is a predicted model, not a curated record. The coding region runs from base 1 to 7977 and encodes 2658 amino acids.